Molecule: messenger RNA, 8559 nt
Organism: Anarrhichthys ocellatus (wolf-eel)
Lineage: Eukaryota; Metazoa; Chordata; Actinopteri; Perciformes; Anarhichadidae
Product: FERM domain-containing protein 4B-like
Exons: 22
Coding region: 4835-7711 (958 amino acids)
Biological process (GO): establishment of epithelial cell polarity
Cellular component (GO): adherens junction; bicellular tight junction; cytoskeleton
Molecular function (GO): cytoskeletal protein binding
Source: RefSeq, a predicted model, not a curated record
UAUGGUUAUUUAUUUUCUUUCAAUAAAACCAUAUUGUGAUUGAAUCAUAUAUCGUUUUACUCAAUUACUUUGUCUAUUCUGAUCAAGAACAUACAAACUUAAAUUGAUCAGAAUUCUGCUGAUGGAAAAACCCCAGUAGUUAAAUCAAACUAUUGUCUUGAUCUGAUUACUCUGAUGUAAUGCAUGUAAACAGUGUAUAGCUGGAGAUAUUUAUUGAUUUCUCUCUAUUUUUUCACUUGAAACUAUUACUUUCAUUCAUUCAUUUUGCACUGAAGUUCAUUAUAAAAUGAGUCUGCACUUUUCAUUUGUCAAGUAUUUAUUUCACACAGGAAUAUACAAAAAUAGACUUUACCAUGUGGUUAUUUCGACCACUAUUCAUUUAUUAAUUGAAUUACCAGAAACAUUUCUUUAUCGUGAUGUAUAUUGUUAUCGAGAUAUGAAAUGACAUAUCGGAAUAGAAGAUUUUGGCCAUAUCACCCAGCCCUUCUAAGGCUAACUUGGAUAUUUGUACUUAUUUAGCUUUUCUACUGCUAGCAUUACAAUCCUACAGCGACUGAUAGAAGCAGAUUUGACCACUGCUGUCACUGUGGCUUCUAAUAAAAUGUUUCUUCUUGCAGUUGCAGGACAGCCAUUAGAACAUUAUAUCACGACGUCCUACUGCUUUUGUAGACGUCCUUUUGAACUUGUACUGCAUGAUGACAUCAUUCGCAUGAAUCACUCCUCUGCGAUACCCGCCCUUGUAUUACUGAGGUGUUGUGAUAUAAAAAUAAAAAAUUAUAUUUCUUCCUGAUUCCUCUAUAAUAUCCUGGGCCUCAUUGUGUUCAUGAAUUUCCCGGAAAUCACAAACAGCCAGGCUGGUUCUCUUUGGGAGAUGAUGCUACACAGAUACAUUUUGACCGCUGACAACAUGAGUCAUGAUGGGAUAUCAGAUGAGGUUUCAGAUAAUAUGUAUCCUUCAGCCCACAGCCUCUGUAACCACGGCUUCUCAUUCUGUACUCGCUGUUCUGACCAGUUUUUGGCUUUAGUGUGUUCUAUUUAUUAUUUUUUGCACUGCCAAUACGCCUACUAAUUAAGCUUCCUGUCAGCGAGAUUUCUUUAGGAGACUUUCUUCCCAUAAUGCAAGGCCAAAAACAGAAUGACGAUAUCACUUAUUUCACAAUAAAAAAUUAACCAUUUGAAUCCACGGAGUGAAGUCGUGAUUAAUCGUGAAGGUCUUUGUGUUGUUACCAGUCAGGGUCAGAGGUCAGCUACAUAAGCUAUUGUCACAGAGGAACUGUAACAUCUCAUUUACUCAAAACACAUGACUGAGUGUGUUUCUCUUUACCACCAGUGUGUUGGAUGUCACAUCCUUGAAUGCACAGGUUUUAUUUUGAUUUAUUUUGGCUUCUUGUCUUUGUCUUAAUGGGCCAAUCCGGUCACUAUAGUUACUUUAGUGUUGUACAGGUGUUCUCAAAAAAAUUAAAGGAAUCUAAAUUAAAAUAGUUUGGGAGUUUCUAAACCAUUUCUGGCUUUGUCUGAAUGCAGUGGGUGUCUUCCAAAGAGCAUGUAAGCAUAAAGAGCAGACGCUGACUUGUGUGUGAUACCAGCCUUCAUCAAUAAUGCAUGAAAACAGGAAACUGAGAUAAGACGGGCUGCAGUCUGGACAUGACAUUUAACCAGCGUGAUGUAUUAAACACUGACAGACAGUUUACUGAUAAACAGAUAAAUGAUCCUGUUAGCUAAUUGUACAACUUUUAAGCUUGAUAUGAUGUUGUCUGUUUAUAAAAAUAAAACUGUGUUAAUUUCUAUUGUUUGCUCAAUGUCAGAGGGGCUUAUAUCUCUACAUCUUACCAGGAUAUUUCUAAUUGUAAUGAACACGGUUAUUCUUUUUUCCUUGUGAAGGAGGUCUCAUCUGCACCUUCUCCAAGUCUCGACUGUAGCACGCUAUAACAAGCUGUCUAUAUGCCAACCUCAGGCUCCAGACUAGAGCCAACCCUGCACCCUGCAGCGCCUCUGGAGAGACAAACACAAAGACUGACUGUUCUUUCAUCUCUUUUUUUACAUAAAGGUUCAGUGCUUGUCUUAACCCCACAGGGUCCAAGGCUGGCCUUUUAUUCAUGGUUGAAUAGGUUGCGUUUGGUUCGUUAAGCAGCGCUGUCUGCUGUGCUGUGCUGUGAUGAAUAUAAGUACAUCAUGAGAUGACUAAUGAAAAUUUAGAUUUUUAGCAGUUUUUAGUAGAGCUGCAACGAUCAGUCGAUUAAUCAUUUAAUUGAUCAACAAAAAAAUGAAUCGGCAACUUUUUAGGUCACAUUUGAAGCAAAAAUACAGAAUAUCUGCUGGUUCAAGCUUGUCCAGUGUGAGGAUUGUCUGCUUUUCUUUUUCUUAAACUUGUUAUCUUUGGGUUUUUUGACAGCUGGACUGACAAACCAAGCUAUUAGAAGAUGUCAAGUUGGGUUUCCAGCAUAUUAUCAUAACCUCUGUGUGUUGUGACAGAGAAACUGCUGGGUCAGUCAGGGUCGCUGAGCUGCUCAGUCAAGAUAUAAAUAGCAGUUCUUGUAGUGAUUACAGCUCCCAGAUGAUUAAUAGUGUAGAUUCCUAAAACUCACGGCUCCUCCUCCCACUCACUUCAUCUAUAUUGCAUAAGUACAAGACAUCCCAGCAGCAUUUGACUCUCGUCUGCUGAGCUAAUAACUUCUUAUGAAAAUUUCUCAGCAGCACAUGCUUUUUUAAGAAGCCAUUUUCUCCACAUGAACAACUUCUCCACACAGAAGAAGAAUAAUCCCUGCACCAUCUAGUGGCCAAUGUCUUCACUUUACAUGCCAGCCAGAGUCGUGUCAUGCCACAGAGACAAAUUGUGUGACCCCACCAUGAUGCAGUCAUAACUAAAUCAAAGCUCAAAUCAAUGUAAUAAUGUGAUUAGCACACAGAGCCACACUCCAAAUUAAUUGAAUUAAUUGAAUGUGACUUUUAAUUUAGAUCCUGAAAGAGAAUUUAUGACUGUGGCGAAAAGAUUGACACAUUAUUCAGAGGCUGUAAUUGACAGAGUGCUCGUUAAAACAUUACAGAUGGUGUAAUUCAAAGAUGUGACCGGGUGUGUCCCAUCCGUUUCAGGAAGCAGGGCAAUUUGUUUAAUCGUUUAUUAGUGCAGCAGUGUGAGGAAGAGAAUACAUGAGAAGUAGAGUGUGUGUAAAGUAAAGCCUCUUUGAGUUGUUUCAAUCACUUUAGUACCUCUUCUAUCAAAUCACUCAGUUAAAAUGUACAUAAAAAGGAAGCAAGAGAAACCUGAUAUCUAGAUGAAAGUCUAUUCAGCCACAGAACAGCACACAAGUUAAAUAAGCAUCUAAAAUGUCUCAGUAAAUUCAGCAGACCAUAUUGACUACUCGUGUUUCCUGUCUGAUCCCUAUUGUUCGUAUUAAGAAGCAAUAAGCCCUAAAGUGUGGCCAGGAUUCUGACCCGGCCUUCAGUCAGCUGUUGGUUUCUCAUUAACUGGCUACACUGUGUAAGCCGUCGCUGCACACAGCUACGGUAAGGCCUCACUGCUCAGUCAAUAGACCUGGAUGGAACAAGUUGCCAGUUAAUCCCGAUCGUCUGUUGCUGCUCAGUCAAAGCUGACAAUUUCAUGGUUCGGAUCCAAGAGGAGACUCUUGUUUAAGGGAUGAGGUCUGGUCAGGGAUGCAUCCACACCUGCACCCUCCCCGGAGAGGUUUACCAGGUACAGCAGCUGCUCGGUUCACACCAAGUUAAAAUCAGCCUCAUUCUGUCAGAGGAGAAGGCUGUUGAAUCUGUUUGAAAAGUGUUUCUUUUUCAGUUUGUGAGCAGGUCUCGUUGUGAAACUGGUCAACCUCAAUCUGUCAUUUUUACCAGCUAUUUGAUUUAUCGGGUGUACGGCGCUCUCUGUGUCUCUUAGUAGGUCAAGCUGAUUCUGUGAUGAGAAUCGUUGUUUGAAGGGCUUUGUGGUCCAAAAUGAUCGUGCACCAACACAGUGAUUGGAACUUGAUCCAUUCAUAUUUUAUUGAACAGGGUGAAAAUUUUGUGAUUAUAAAGACAUUAGCUGUAAAAGUAGCAAUAAAAAAAGUGUAAAAUACUCCAUUACAAGUAAAAGUACAUAAGCAUUACAAACAAAAUGUACUUAAAGUAUCAACAGUAAAUGUACCUGCCAUGCUUAUACAAUGCUUCUAUUAUUACAUAUUAUACUAUUUGAUUACAAUUAUAGUUGCAUUCAUGUCUGAGCACCAUUGUAAUGUUGUCGCUGGUGGAGGUGAAACUAAUUUGAAUUACUUUAUAAACUGAUGGGUAGUUUAAUCUGUAGAAAUGCAUUAUGUUGUACAUACUGAUCAUAUGUUUUGUGUGUAAAAUGUUAUUAUGCAAAGCAACUCGCUGUCAAAUCAAUGUAGUGGAGUAAAAGGUAGGAUAUUUCCCACUGAUAUGUAGAAGUAUAAAGUAGAAGUACAGUACGUAAGUACAUUUACAUUCCACCACUGGAUAUUUCUUCACUUAAAUGUUGGAGAGUCUGAGAGACUGAAAUAAUAAAAGUUAAAUGUGAAAGGUUCAUAAUGGUGCAAAUCCUUCCUUUGGUUGCUAAGGCAAUAAAUCCUUGAGACAAUGGCUUUAUUGUCAUGAACGACGUCAAUGUUUUUUUUCUCUAUUUACCACCAAGGCCUUUGCUAAGUACAUAUCUUUAAGACUCUUUACUUCAGAGUUACAAGCCCUUAUUAUCAGGCCUUAUGUGUGCUGUAGGUCAUAGCUGUGAAAACAUUACCAACACACAAGACCUGAUGUCAUUCUGCCUUGUUAUGAUGAAUAGCUCGCAUUCUGUGUCACAAGCUUUGCACUUCCUCUUUUCAUUUCCCUGCAGAUGACUGAGGGCAGACUGUGCCAAGUGCAGCUGCUGGAUGACAGGAAGCUAGAGCUGCUGGUUCAGCCUAAACUGCUGUCCUACGAACUCCUCGACUUGGUUUCCUCCCACUUCAACCUCAAAGAGAAGGAAUUCUUUGGAAUUGCAUUUUUUGAUGACCAUGGUCGGCGUAAGUGGUUGCAGAUGGACCGCAGAGUUCUUGAACAUGACUUUUUGAAGAAGUCCGGGCCUGUUGCCCUAAACUUCCUGGUCAGGUUUUAUGUAGAAAACAUUACACAGCUUAAGGACAUCAUAACGGUGGAGUUAUUCUUCCUGAAUGCAAAGUCUGCCGUCUACAAUGGGUUUAUAGAAGUGGAAAGUGACAACGUCUUCAAAUUAGCUGCAAAUGCUCUGCAGGAGGCGAAGGGAGACUACACAAGUGAUGAAAACACUCGAGCUGACUUGAAGAAACUACCAACUCUUCCCACCAAAGUCCUCAAGGAACACCCAUCACUUGCAUACUGUGAGGAUCGAGUAAUUGAACAUUAUAAACAGCUGAAAGGAGUCUCCCGAGGACAGGCCAUUGUGAAGUAUUUGACAUUAGUGGAAUCUUUGCCCACGUAUGGCGUGCAUUAUUAUGAAGUAAAGGAUAAACAAGGGAUCCCGUGGUGGCUUGGAAUCAGCUAUAAGGGCAUCGGCCAGUAUGACCUGCAGGAUAAAUUAAAACCUCGAAAGCUUUACCAGUGGAAGCAGCUGGAAAACUUGUACUUCCGGGAGAAGAAAUUUGCUGUAGAAGUUAACGAUCCACACAGGAGAGCAGUAACCAAACGCACCUUUGGGCAGACUGGCCUACUCAUCCACACGUGGUAUGCCAGCCAUUCUUUAAUCAAAACCAUUUGGGUCAUGGCUAUUAGCCAACACCAGUUCUACUUGGACAGAAAGCAAACCAAAACUAAAUUAGGAACAGUAAGAACUGUGGGGGAAAUUGCCAUGGAUCUCACGGAGCACGGAGGAGCAAAAAUAAACAGACUGGGAGACGCAGGCCUGAAGAAUAACUUCAUAACAGCCAGCAAUGGGAGUCUGGUGUCCACAGGUUCUGCAGACUCUGAAAUGAGUGAAGAACAGAAGAAAGAGAAACUCUCUGAGCUGAGAAAAAAAGAGCAGGAGAUCCAAGAUAUUUUGGCCAAGAAAACAAAAGAACUGAAGAAGAUUUGCCUGAGAGAGGCGGAGCUUACUGGCAAGCUGCCAAAAGAGUAUCCCCUCUCUUCAGGUGAAAGAGCGCCACACGUCAGACGACGAGUUGGCACUACUUUCAAGUUGGAUGACCUUUUCCCCUACAAUGAGGAUCCCUUCCUGAGGAACCUGGAGAGCAGAUUUGCCCUGCAGCAAAAGAUUGUGGAGGCGGCUAAGAAGCUUGCAAAUGAGCCAGAACUGUGCAAAACUGUAAAGAAGAAGAGGAGGAGAAACUGUUUGGAUGCCAUGCAAAAACUCCAGCAGAUAGAGGAUGAGAUGAACCAGUACAGAAUCAAGAAGGGUAAAAAGCCCACCCAGCGGGCCUCAGUCAUCAUUGCAGAUGAACUUGUUCGUUCAGACUGCAGCUCUCUGUCUAGUCUCCCGCUGGAUGAUGAUGACUCAGACGGUGUCAGUCAGAGGCCACGGUCACGGUCGGUUCAAGGUUCCCCUCAGCUCAGUCCGAUGCGAUCGCUGGGACCCGAAUAUGAUGCCGAACGACGGGGAUGUCCGAGGGAAAAUCACCAGAACAAGAACCACAGCAGAUUAGCUUUUGAAGGCCAGGAUACUUCCCACUGCUGCCAGAACCCAAGAGAGGUCUCCUCCACCCACAGUAGUCCCUAUAAAACCCUUCCCAGACCUCCUAGAGAUCCACGCAGCAUGCCUCCCACCCCGAUUAUGACCCGCAAUGCAUACAGCAGCAGCCAGCUCAGGUCGGAGGGGUCUCCUCAUUGCUUCAGGCAUCGCAGCGGAAGUCUAGAGUCGCAGCCCCGGCUAAGAAAAGACACAGACUCAGAGAAGCCCGUCUUUGUCUUGUCACCAGCCCACCGCAGCAACAGCACAGAGGUGUUAGAGGACUGCUCUUCUUACACCAGCCAGUCCAGUCUUGACUGCUGCGGGGCGGCCCACUCCCACUACAGUACGCUAGAUUCCCGAACCUCAACCAUGCAUCGUCUCCACAGGAAGGUGGAAGUGUAUGGAAAUACUGGGAGUAUGCCCAACUUGGUCCAGCACCAUUCUGGUUGUAGUUAUUCAUGUGAGAACUCAGCACACUAUGCACCCAGUGCCUACUACGUCACCGGCUUCCCCUGCCCGGACAUAGAGCCUUACUCUAACGGUGCCUACGUGUAUGAGAAUGAAGUAGAAGGCCACUACAACGUCAACCCUUCCUACCAAAUCAAUGGGUAUCAUGGACAUGACAGAUUCAGGACCUACAGCAGUGACCGGGCAGAUAGUCUUUCCCAGAAUCCCUACGCAACUGUGAGGCCGCCGCGGAACAGAGAGAGGCCCAGAAAUGAGCUGUUGGCCAAGAACAUGCAGAAGGCCCUGGUGGCGGAGCAUCUGAAAGGCUGGUACCACCGAAGCAGGGGCCCCAGGGAGGGAGGGAAGGGGGUGCUGUAUGACUUCGACAGCGGCUCUCAGCUCAGUCUGGGCUACCAGACCAUGCCAGCGGCGUUCAGCCACUCCAGCAGAACCACCUCCUUUUCAUCAGUGUCCUCAGUGGAAAGCACGGGUAACUGGCGAAACCAGCUGGCAGUCGGCCAGACAGAUUACGAUACACCCGACACACCUCAGUACACACACCCUGGAGCGCCUGCCUCUCCGUACAACCGCAGUCCCUCACACUGCAGAUUUCACCUGGAUGGAAGCUACAUGAGCAUCCACUGAAGAGGACCAAACCUAACUUUGGCACAAAUAAAGCCAUGGCCAGCAGCACAUGAAGGGGAUGAAGUUGAAACAGAGGCUGUACACAAACUGUUGUUGCUGCCAUAACCUUUUCUUAGGAGAUGUUUUAUCAGUUAGGUUAUGGCGGAGUCUACGUGUACGCUGUCCUCGUGUUAAAGUAACCUCUGAACACAGUGAUGACACUCUUGAAUGACUUUCCCAUGUGCCUUGGAUUGGACGAAUUAUACAGGCAGAUGAGAAUGUGUCAUGGAACUUUAAGAUGUUGCACAACCACACUGGAUUCAAACCCUAUUGUGUUUUAAAGAUGGAAAAAAAGAGGCAACGUGUUUUUAAUGAAAUCCAACUCUGUGUAUUUUAAAAGGAACUAUCUUCUGCCUUAUACAAAACAGUAGGUCAUAGAAUAAAAAUGAUGUUCACCACUUUCAUCUCAGUAAAGUAUGAUCAAAAAUAGUCUUAAAUAUAACAUCCACAUUGAAAACAGAGCUUGACCAUGUUCACAUAGAGCAGACUAUUCGGUGAAUUUCCAUUUCUUUCUUUUUUUAAACUUUCAAUCAGAAUGUAUUAUGUCAAUAUUGUUUAUAGAACCAUUUGUCUUUGUUGGUGGCGUAAUGUGUUUUAAAAUGCAUGGUGAGAAUAUCUUUUUUUUUUAAAUAUAAGAACUUCUUUUUAUACUAACAGAAGACCACUGCCGUGAAAACCAUAAUAUUCAUGUCUCGUAGUUUGUUUUCUCACAUAUUUGUACAGGUCAGUGUGUAGUUAUAUGUUAGAUGUUGUCAUAAAAUAUUUUCCACUGGGAACAAGGAUGUGAAUAAAUACAUGUGUGACACAUA